Messenger RNA from Planococcus citri (citrus mealybug), 3617 nucleotides. It is a transcript of the gene ProRS-m, whose product is annotated as prolyl-tRNA synthetase 2-like protein, mitochondrial. Gene Ontology annotation, molecular function: ATP binding; proline-tRNA ligase activity. Bases 291 to 1643 code for a protein of 450 amino acids. The record is from RefSeq and is a predicted model, not a curated record. Gene Ontology annotation, biological process: prolyl-tRNA aminoacylation. NCBI's taxonomy places the organism in Eukaryota, Metazoa, Arthropoda, Insecta, Hemiptera, Pseudococcidae. Gene Ontology annotation, cellular component: cytoplasm; mitochondrion. The transcript has 7 exons.
GAGAAGUUUUGUGAUAACCUCAAAAUGUGAUUCAAGACUUUUGAAAAUUUCAAUCAAUUUUUGUGCCCAAAUUUUGCAAGUUCAGGGCUGUUUUACAAAAUUUUACUCUGAUGCAAUUUGUUUUAGUUUUAAGUUGUUUUGCUUCAAUACCGAACACCGAAAAUGUUGCUUUGUUGCUUUUAGCAAGCUAAAAAUGCAGCAUAACGAUUGUCUUAGUCUUCAUUGAUAACGUUCUUUCAAUUAGUCAAUUUAAAUUUGUAGUGCAUUAUUCGAGUGUUCGAAAAUUGAAAAUGAAUCGUUUGUCGAAGGUAUUUCGACCUUUUAAUAACGAACAAAAAUCCAUUUUCAAUUUGAGUAAAUUAAGUAAGGAAGAGACUGAAGUCAAUGGAUAUAAACUGUUGAAUAACUAUGGAUUAAUUCGACCAAGCGCAAAUGGAUUAUUUUAUUUGUUACCCAUGGGUUAUAGAGUUAUACAAAAACUCAGUAAGCUCAUAGACCAUAAUAUGUCUCUAAUCGGAGCUCAAAAAAUGCAGUCACCUCUUCUAAUCAAAGAAUCACUUUGGAAAAAUGAUGAAACACUUAUUGAUGAAAGAGAUGACCUGUAUGUGAUAACAGAUCGAACGAAAAAUCACUUUGUUCUCAGUCCUACUCACGAAGAAUCAUUUGCCGAUUUAUUAUCUCACGAGCAGUUAUCAUAUCGUAAUUUUCCGCUCCUACUGUAUCAAAUUACUCCAAAAUUCCGAGAUGAAUUUCGACCCAAAUUGGGACUACUACGAAGCAAAGAAUUCAUUAUGAAGGAUCUGUAUUCAUUCGAUAUCGACGAAGAAAAUGCUCGAAAAACCUACGAUAAAGUUACCGCAGCAUAUCAAAAAAUAUUCACAGCCUUAAACGUUCCAUACUUUAUCAACAGUUGCGAAAAAGACUCCAAAAGUAUCAUAUCGCACGAAUACUAUUACAGUUGUGAUCGUGGUGAUGAUAAAUUAUACACUUGCGGAGUCUGUCAUUCGAUCUGCGGUGCUUCUCUGUUAAAAGAUCGUACAUUAUGUCCAAAUUGCUCGUAUACCUUGAAACCAGAAUGGUAUAAUAAUGGAGUAGAGGUUGCUCAUACAUUCUAUUUCGGUACGAGAUACUCCGAUCGUUUGAAAUCCAUGUACGUUGAUAAAGAUGGUAAAAAGAAACCAUUACAUAUGUGUAGCUAUGGUAUAGGUAUAUCGCGUAUAUUUUCUGCCGUUGUUGAAUUACUAUCAACUCCUAAAGAAUUGAGAUGGUCUCCUUGCAUAGCUCCUUAUACUGUUUGCGUUAUACCUCCUAAAGAUGGCAGUCGAGACGAAAUACGAGUCGAAAUGAUCAUGCCAGAAUUGUAUAGUUUAUUAGAAAGUAUUCCGAAUUUGAAAGACGACGUUAUCAUCGACGACAGACCCGAUAAAACAAUCGGUGGGCGUUUAAGAGACGCUAAAGCGUGUGGUUUCUCUUUCAUUAUUGUUGCUGGCAAAGACGCUACCAAAAAUACACCACUUUUUGAACUUUAUGAUUUAUAUAAUGAUAAAAAGUAUUUAAUGCCUAGGUCUACUUUACUACACUACUUGGUUGACCGUACUAAAUAUUUAUCCGAAGAGAAAGAGAAAAUUGGGUACCUCAGUUAACGUUUUGACUGUGAUAAUGUAAUUUUAUUUACUUAAUACGAAUUUUUUGUCAUCGAAAAUUACUUUUUGGCACUGUGUGACGAAACUGUAGGCGACACGAAACUGCUUCUGUAAUCGGGUCGUGCUAGAUUCACCGACUCCCAGUCCAAAAGAGUCGAUUCAUGAUUCUCAUUCUUUUCAUGACUCUUCAAUCCCGCUCACUCUCUCAACGUCUUUCGCUUGAUAAGUUGAUUGAUAAAUGAUGAUUGAUUAAUUAAUUAUACUUUACCAGCACUAAUAUCAAUUUUAUUGGGUGUUACUAGUGUUUUUACUUUUUAUUGAAUGAAUUUGUAUCAUUAUUUCUAUUCAAAAUUCCUUCAUUGGUCGAUUUUGAAAAAACUAUAACUGUUAUAAACACUAAACAGGGCUCGGAUUUUUUCCCCGCAAAAUUAGUGGGACUGGCAUAAUUUUUUCGUCCCAUAUUGAUUUUCUUUGUAAAACAAUACCCAUAUCGUUGGAGAAUAAAUAUUUUUACGUUUUAGGGCAUAUUUUGGCAUUUUUUAGGGAAUAUUUCAGCGUCUAUUUAGGGUUUUUUAGGGAAAAAAUAUUUGAGCUCUGAUUAUAAAAUAGUUGUUCUUGUUCCUGGAAAUAAUUUCCAGAAGUUCCAACAAUUACCUAAUUCAACGAAAUGGUAAAUGGGUUUCAGUUUUCAACUCCAAACUCGUAAUUCAUGAUUGUAGGAAAGAUUAUUGAUUAUUCAGCUAUAGAUUAAAUUUUAAAAUUUUCAGUUUUGUACCAAGACGUAAGUCGAAUUUGUUGGAGCUCGAAAUUGAUUCCAUUUUUUGGGAAUCCGUUCAAAGUUUUGAAGUUGGAUUGGUUUUUCUUUCAAAAUUAAAAAUAAAAUUUCUCUUUAAAUUGAUCAUAAUUUUCUUUUCAAAAACAAUUAAAUUAAAAUUGAAUUAAUUAUACAGUGGUGUAGGAAGUUGGUAUGGGACACAAUGACAGAACUUGGAAAAUUUUUCAUUCAAAAUCAGGGAUGGAAGAGCCGGGAGCGAGCCAGAGCCAGAGUCUGAAAGAGUCGAAUUUUUUGAGGAGCUAGAGCCAGAGCCAGGAGCCAAAUAAAUGAAAGUGCAGAAAAACAUCAAGAGCUCUCUUGCAAAAGAGCUCCUUAUUUUACUCAAGAGAGCCAUCAUCAUAAGGAGUCUUUAACCUGGAAAGAGCCAGAGCCGAGUGGGAGCCCACAAAAUUUUUCAGGCUCUUUGGCUCCCAAAAAGUAGAAAAAAAAGUAAAAAAAUGUGCAAAAUUUCAUCAAAAAUUCAACUUUUAACUCACAUUUGUGAAGAAAAUGAAAAAUUUCUACGUUUGUUUUCUCAUUGAGAAAUAAAAUGAAAAUAAAUGCAGUAUAUUUUUAUUUUUUUCAUCAUUUUUCACGAAUUUUAUAUUCUAAUUUAAAGAGCCAAGAGCCAGAGCUGGAGCUGGAGUGGGAGCCGAGAAAUUGGAAGAGGGAGCUGAGAGUCAAAGAGUGGAGCCAGAAGGAAUUGAGGAGCGAGCAAGGAGCCAAAGAGCACAUGUAAAGAAAAAGGGCCAAGAGCCAAGAGCGAGCCAGAGCCAAAACUUGUGGGGAGCUGAGCCAGAGCCAAGAGCUGGAGCCCUGAAUUCAGGGCUCUUCCAUCCCUGUUCAAAAUAUAAAUAUGAAACCGAAUGAGUGAAAACUGACUGAAGUGAAAAGUGAUGAUUUGAUGAACGACUGACUGAUUCAUUUCAAGUUUGGACUGGGAGUCGGUGAAUCCAGCACGACCCUCUGUAAUCGUAUCAUAGUUUGUUUCGGAAACCAAUUUGUUGGUUGUUUUAUAACAUGUUAGUUUUGUUAUUUUUAAUUUUUUUAAAUUGAUUCCAUCUUAUUGCUGUGAAAAGUACGACAUAAAUAAUCGUCGUAGAGAUUAGAUAUGUUCAAUUCGAAUCAAAUAUACCUAUCGUUUACAUGGUUUCAAGAAA